Fomitopsis serialis is the source of this 1293-nucleotide messenger RNA. RefSeq lists its product as uncharacterized. The record is from RefSeq and is a predicted model, not a curated record. Bases 264 to 1103 code for a protein of 279 amino acids. Lineage: Eukaryota; Fungi; Basidiomycota; Agaricomycetes; Polyporales; Fomitopsidaceae. The transcript is spliced from 2 exons.
ACGCGCUACUACAAGUCCCUCCCCACGGGCAAAUUGACUUCAGGCUGGUACGCGACCCGGGACGCCACGGGAGGGCAGACAGUCAGCCCCUUGAGCUUGGCAGCUCUAGCACGUGCGCCGCCUGCGCCUGCGAUCCGAGUAAGUGGGGUGACGCCGUCCCACUUCCCUCUAUCAUGGCAGAGCUCGGGACUGGCCGAGCGUGCGAGGGUGGUCCCGGUGCUUGACCGAGCGCAACCCACAAGUCGAUCGUACGAGCGUCUGGCAUGGGACCACCCUUUCUUCUCGUCCAUUACUCCCCUCGCCGCAGCCGUCUCUCUGUCGAGAUUUCACCUCGCGGAGAUGAAGGCGGAGAGGCUGGAGCUGAAAUGAGUGCCCCUUUCCCGCCUCCGCCAAGUACUCGUUGCUCACUGUCCACGACAAUGGCACCCAUCACUGACCAUUAUACGCCCGUUGGGCACCCCUUUUACCAGUAUCUCGUCGCCCCACUCCCCGCCUACGAGCUCGGCCUCUCGUUUGUCCCAGUGCCCAAGUCCGAAAGCUCCUCAGACUGGGAGACCGACAGUGUCCUCCGCUCCUUCACCGCGAUCGCCCGCCGCAUGUACACGGCCGAGGAGACCAUAGCAGCGAUCAAGGCGUCCCGGAGCAGCAGUCCAGAGUCUAAGAAAUGCUGCAACGUCGGCGACAACCCUCCUAUCAGCAGCACAAGCUCGUCGAGCUCCCGGAGCGACGGCGCCGAGGCCAACGGCUCCAUCGGCCAGACGGCCACGUCGACGCCGCCCUUCAUCGGCACGCCCAGCAGCUCCGUGGAGAACAGCCCGAGCACGAUGGACAACAACGGCCACCACCAUCACCCCCAUCGUGUUGAUAAGGACGUCGAGAUGUUCAAUGCCGACGCGAACGCGGAGGCCGAGAGCGAGACUACGCCCCAGAUGCAGCAGCCACGCGGGCGCAACGGCCUCCGACGCGUCGCCCUUGAGCAUCUCGCUCAAGGAGGUCGGCAACCCGAGGGUCAAGCGGAUCGCGCCGCAGUCUGCGCCGCCGACGUCGACUGCGGAGAGCGCACACAGCCCUCACUGCGGCAAGAACCUGUACACGAAUUUUGACGUCAACGUGCCCCAGCUCAGCUCUUCGUUGGUCGUCCCGAUCGGCCCGCUCGCUGCGGCCGCCGAGAACGGCAUGAGCGCUGUCGAGGAGGCUGCUCAAGGCUCAGGUCCAGGACGUCGUGCGAGUCUGCAACGCUGCCCUAGCGGCGGCUUGUCGCAGAAGAUUACGGUGCCCGUGCAGGGCGUGGAC